Molecule: messenger RNA, 1203 nt
Organism: Lotus japonicus
Lineage: Eukaryota; Viridiplantae; Streptophyta; Magnoliopsida; Fabales; Fabaceae
Product: aquaporin SIP1-2-like
Exons: 3
Coding region: 243-986 (247 amino acids)
Biological process (GO): transmembrane transport
Cellular component (GO): membrane
Molecular function (GO): water channel activity
Source: RefSeq, a predicted model, not a curated record
CCUGUCAGCUAUCAACUAGGUGAAUCAUUCGCAUUCUCUUCCUCAUUGUCUAUUCAACACCAAAGACUCGUGCUCUAUUUUUUCUUAGUUUCUUCAUACCAAGAACUCUCUGUCUUCCUCCCUCUCCCUCUCUUGUCACCAUGAUCCAUCUAUAACAACCCAUCAAGAUAGAGAGACUCACCAGUGAGAAUUUCAAGUCAACAAUCUUUUCAAUCUUCUGCUUCUUUGGUCAACAAGCAAACAUGCUUCGUGCUAUAAAGUCAGCAAUUGGGGAUGCAGUGUUGACUUUCAUGUGGGUGUUCUGCUCUUCCACGCUUGGAAUAGCUUCUCGCUCCAUAACCAGAGCCCUUGACCUUCAAAACCUCUCCUACAAUGGCUUCCCUUACGCUUCCUUCCUUGUUACCACCACCCUUGUUUUCCUCCUCGUCUUCCUCUUCACCGCUAUCGGCAAUGCCAUUGGCGGCGCCAGCUUCAACCCCACUGGCACUGCUGCCUUCUACGCUGUUGGUCUCGGCUCCGAUACCCUCAUCUCAAUGGCUCUCCGUUUUCCUGCCCAGGCGCUUGGUGCUGCAGGUGGUGCAAUGGCCAUUAUGGAGGUGAUUCCAUUGAAAUACAAGCACAUGAUAAGGGGUCCUUCUUUGAAAGUGGACUUGCAUACUGGGGCCUUGGCUGAAGGGUUGUUGACAUUUGUGAUCACUUUUGCUGUCCUCUUUAUAAUCCUCAAGGGACCUCGUAGUGGUUUGAUGAAGACUUGGUUGCUGGCUAUGUCAACUGUCACUUUGGUCAUGGUUGGAUCUGCUUACACCGGGCCAGCCAUGAAUCCUGCCAAUGCCUUUGGUUGGGCAUACUUAAACAACAUUCACAACACAUGGGACCAGUUCUAUGUAUACUGGAUUUGCCCCUUCACUGGAGCAAUAUUGGCUGCUUGGCUAUUCCGUGCUAUCUUUCCCCCACCACCAGUAGAAGUAAAACAGAAGAAAGCAUGAAGAGACAACAUAACACUAGAUUUAUUUCUUUAUGUCAACUGUUACUCCAUAUUAGUGUAUUAAGAUGUUUUUUCUCCUUUAUAUCUGUUGGAGACUCCAAUCCUUCAGCUUAUAAUGGAACAUGUUUAGUCAGGCGCAACACAAGAUCAAUAAAGAGGUUUAUUAGCUGUGGUCUUUCUCAACGUGAGAAGAGGCCACGCCACGAUUACACAUAUAA